Molecule: messenger RNA, 1092 nt
Organism: Aspergillus bombycis
Lineage: Eukaryota; Fungi; Ascomycota; Eurotiomycetes; Eurotiales; Aspergillaceae
Exons: 3
Coding region: 1-1092 (363 amino acids)
Biological process (GO): steroid biosynthetic process
Molecular function (GO): 3-beta-hydroxy-Delta5-steroid dehydrogenase (NAD+) activity
Source: RefSeq, a predicted model, not a curated record
AUGAAAAAAGUCCUGAUAUCAGGUGGCACCGGUUUUGUCGGUGCAGCCAUCGCCAGAGCUCUUGCAGAGAAACAUCCCGACUGUGCCAUCACCAUCAUAGAUAUCAAGCCACCUGGGCCGGUGCAUACCGUACCAGAUGGUAUUGAAUACAUUAAGGUCGAUGUUACUAUCCAGGAGGAGGUCAGCAAGGCCAUAGAGCGAGCCAGACCGGAUGUUAUUAUCCACGCGGCCGGAAUUGUUCCAGCCCUGAGUGAACGAUUUGGAAGAAGGCUUGAAGGGCAUGUUUGGAAGACUAAUGUUAGAGGAACAGAGCAAAUCUUGCAGGCCGCUAAACAGAGUGGAGCCAAGGGCUUUAUUUACACCAGUUCUUGCUGUGUGGUGACGGAUCAAAUGGGUGUACCGUACCACAACAUCGAUGAAAAAUGGCCUACACCCUCCUCCUCACUCAUCUAUGGCGAGUCAAAGGUUGAUCUCCCUCAGGCUGCUGCAGAAGCUAUGGUUCUCAAUGAAUCAAGCGACACAAUGGCCACAUGUUCUCUCCGGCCUUCUGUGCUAUGCGGACCGGGAGACGACCGGUUGGUCCCUGCAAUACAUGCAUGUAUAGCCAAGGGCGAAACCCCGUUCAUCGUCGGCGAUGGCCAGAAUCUGUGGGAUGUGACUUAUGUUACCAAUGUUGCCGAUGCCCAUGUCCUGGCUGCUGAGAAUUUGAUGUCUUCAAAGACUGCAGCCGGUGAAGUCUUCUUUAUUCAAAAUAAUGAACCCAUCACCUUUAGGGACUUUUGCCUUGCCAUAUGGGCUCAUUUUGGCCACACGCCACCAUUUGAGAUUCACAUCCCCGAGGCACUGGCUUAUCUUGUUGGCUUGAUCUGUGAAUUCUUGACAUGGGUCUUUGGAACAACCACUACCUUGAGCCGCGGCAGUGUCCGGGAUGCAUGCUCUGUUCGUUAUGCCAGCGGCGAGAAAGCAAAGCUGAUACUAGGGUACCUACCCCAAGUCGGGAUCGAAACGGGUGUUCGGCUCAGUUGUGAGGAUUAUGCUCGACGUAUGGGGAUCGAAUCACCAAUGCAGCAAGCAUGUAGGAAGGGUGAAUGA